Lathyrus sativus (Indian pea) is the source of this 603-nucleotide messenger RNA. NCBI's taxonomy places the organism in Eukaryota, Viridiplantae, Streptophyta, Magnoliopsida, Fabales, Fabaceae. The record is from the annotation of a GenBank genome assembly.
AUGGAGACACUUGUUGUUGUAGCUCAGCAUAGGAACCAAUACUAUAGUGGAUCUAAGUCGCCACGAUUUGGUUCAUCUUCGCCUUCAAGUCACUUUAAGGGUAUUAAUUGUAGAACUUUUCAAACUGGGUCUGGUAUUCUACCAACGCCAUUGAAAACUAGUACUUCGGCUUCGCCGGAUAUAAAUCUGAAAACACCUUUAAGUACUCCGGUUUCGAAAUCUGAUAGGAAAGUUUUUUGCAAAGAUGCCCCUAGUAGUGCCCCUGUUCCUAUCAAUGACAAUAGUUGUAGAAAGGAGGUAGCUUUUGUUGAUGCUAAUGGGAGUUUUUUGAUUUCGGAACUAUGGGCUGGACCUACUUAUUCGAAUUCACCACCGCCGAGUUCUGUGCCUAUUCCGAAAUUCUCUGUUAGACCUAAGAGGACUGUGUCUCUUGAGCUUCCUAUUUCUUCUUUACCUGAGAUUGAAAUGCGUCAGUUUGCUUACUCUGCACCUUGUUCCCCUCGUCAGGAGGAUUCCCCUUUUGCUAAAGAUUUCUUUGUUAACGAUGAUUCUGCGACUAAGACUCUUCGUCGCAUUCUCAAUCUUAACUUGGAUGAUGAAUGA